Tripterygium wilfordii is the source of this 4927-nucleotide messenger RNA. RefSeq names its product protein EMBRYONIC FLOWER 1. Gene Ontology annotation, biological process: negative regulation of DNA-templated transcription; negative regulation of flower development; shoot system development. The record is from RefSeq and is a predicted model, not a curated record. NCBI's taxonomy places the organism in Eukaryota, Viridiplantae, Streptophyta, Magnoliopsida, Celastrales, Celastraceae. The coding region runs from base 444 to 4310 and encodes 1288 amino acids. The transcript has 7 exons.
CGUGGGCGUAUUAAAAUCCUUCUUUCAAGGAGAAAAGAUAAGGAACCCUCUCUCUCUCUCCUCUCUCACGCUCACUCACUCUCUCUCUCUCUAAAAGAAUCGAAAACCUCGCGCUUCAAAAUUUAGGGUUUUGCGAAACUUCGCACUCAAAUUCUACUCAACCAGCUCUGAAUCUCUGCUCACGGAUCGUGUGUUUCACUUCGCGAUCGAUUUCUCUUUCAGUUGAUAUCAUUUCCGUUACUCGCCGUGAAGAAUCGGAAACAAAUCGAUGCCCGAUCGUUGAUUACGAUCUUCAACUGUUGAAACGGUGCGUUUUUCACUCUAUUUGCUCUUUUCCGAUCUGGUUUGGCUGUGUGUGGUUCGGUUUGUGUUGAUUCGUGUCAGCCUUAGCUGGGCUCGAGCUGGAUUGUCGCAGAUAUUUAGUUGCAUGUUGUGGCAUUAACAUGGGGAGCAAUGCUGUGGUUGAGGAGAAUCGUCAGAGUGGCAACUGUAAUAUUGUCACACAGUCUGUGGGAUCGUCCAUUAAGAUAGACUCUAUAUCUAUAGAUCUGGUCAGCUCUAAUGAUAAGGGUAAUGCAGCAAAGUGUGAGCAUUUUUCCAUACGUGGCUAUGUAUCUGAAAUUCGCCAAAAAGAUUGGAGGAAGUGCUGGCCAUUUUCUUCAGACGAUAACCCUAAUAAGUCUGUCGAGCAAACAUGCAUGCUUCCUCCUUUAGAAGUUUCAAAAUUUAAAUGGUGGCAUUGCCAGCACUGUCUGCUGGAGUUUGGUGCUAAAGAUGCUGCAGAUAAUUAUGGAACUCGCAAUGAUCAUGGUACCUCUAGAUUGAAAUCUAAUACUGUUUGCUCCCAUGGAAUGUCUCUUGGUGAUGUCUCAAUGCUGCCAUCAGAGUUUCAGGAAGCUCUGAAGGUAGACAUUUUUGAGGGAAAAAAAUUUGAUGUUAAUUCUCCUAAGUUGAGUACAGACUGCCAACUUUCAUCAUGUAGGGAUAAGAAAGAAAAUGAAACUGAAGUUGUAAAAUGUCCCAACAUAGGGCAUGAGAUUGACUUAGAAGUUGAAGUGAGCCGGGAGAUUCCUCCAUCAAGUUAUAUUGCAACAGAAGAUGUUUCCAACUUGAUGCAGGAAAGACAUAAUCCUGACGUGACAGUGGCUUUCCCUGCACAAUGUAAUGGCUCAGGAGAUUUUUGUGAGCCUGGAUGUGGACAGGUUGAGCAUGCUGAUAGAAAUCUCAAUUGCAUUGCCAGCAUUAAUAUUGCUGAAACUUCUACCAAAGGACAAGAAACUUCUGCAGAUAACCAACUUACUGAGUUAAUGACUGCUUGUGGAAUAGCUGAGGAGUUUGACGAGACACUUAAUGCAAACAAGCGACAUGCAACCAGACAUCCUUCUGUCGAAUCAGAAGACUGUGAUUGCACGUCAUAUGAAAGUGCUGAAAUCCCGGUUGGAAAUGACCUUCGGGAUAGUCAUCAUGACAAGGCAAUCAACUUGCAUCGUAGAAAAACUAGGAAGGUCCGUUUGCUGACAGAAUUGUUGUGUGAAAAGGGAGAUGCAGACGGCAAUCAUUUCGGAAAAGAAGAGUCUUCAUCAAAUUCCAUUUUUGAUGCGUCUGCUGAUGCAGAUACACUUUCUGCUCCCCAAGGGAUGGUAGCUAUCCAAGGCAAUGUUCCGAGUAUGGGUCCAAAUAGGAAAAGAAAGUUGUCCCGUGAUGAAGAAUGGAGAUCCAUGGGUACAAGCGUUCCAGAUAACAUAGAUAAAAGAGUUGGGGUCUUAAAAGGGGACGUGGAGACAACAAAUGCAAUUGCUGGCCCUGUAUUAGAAAAAGAUUUAUCUGCCGGAAUGGGUUUACAAACUGGUAUGAAGAGUGAUCUUUCCAAAAAUAGAAAAGGUAAAAGUCCUAUUAUAGGUAAGAGGAAAAAUGAAAGGAUCCAUAUUCUUGAUGAAUGCCAGCCCUUAGGACCAUCCCAAAUGGAAGUACCAAGAAAAAAUCAAGAUGAGACUGUUGUUGGUUACGAGGGUGAUGCUGAUGAUGAUAUUUCCUUCAAAUUAGUGCAUGGUGCAUUUGGAGGCAGGGAGAUGGAUCUCUUUCCAUUGCCUGAUCAAAGAGCAAAGAGGAAGUCUACUUCAUGUAAAAAAAACAGUAAGGUGCAUCAAUCUGACGAUCGGAAGGCUUCUUUAAUGCCUUGGACCACUUGGAUGGCCAAAGAAGGUUCAAGUACGAGAAAGGAUGUGCAAAGCAUGCCAACUGUGAUAUCAUGUGUUCCAUUUCAAUCAGCACAACUUGCUGCCACUGACAGAGGAUUGGAUCUUUCUCUCAGUAGCUGCUUGGCUGUAGAAAGAAGUAACGGAAGUUUUGCUCCUCAAGCUGAAGGUGGAAAAACUUCCUUUCUGCCUUGGCAAAAGGCCAUUUCUGAAGAUCAGGCUUUGAUGUCUAAACGUGCAUCAGGUGGACGAAGCAAAGGACCUCAUUUGGGUUUCAGUAGCAAAAGAACUUCCUAUGGAGCACCUUUCUUUGACGAGAAGCAUAGCCACCCCUCUCUAGUUGAAAGCAGUGACCUAUCUCUGUUGCAGAAGAAGGAUUUUUGUAAUACAAGCAACGGUAAGAAAAAUAUCAAAGUUCAUGAACAUCCGCUCUUUACAAAAAAAGAUAUGGAUCGAGCCGAUAACGAAUCAGAACAGGUUGCUAUGGAUGACGUACCCAUGGAAAUAGUUGAACUCAUGGCAAAGAAUCAGUAUGAAAGGUGUCUCCCUGAUGCUGACAAUGAUAAAAUCCCUUUAGACAUGACCAACUUAACAAGAAACUUGCAGACAAGGAAUUUCAAUAAACCUUGUAGCAAUGGUGCAUUUAGCUCAUUCCAGGAGGAAGCUGGUCCCAAACAAAAGCCUUAUGCUAAAAAUGGUAGAAAUGGCGUGAUUACGAGAUGUGAAAUUUUGGGAUCUGCAAAACAGAAGUCAGCCGUGAGCCUUUGUAAGGAGGAUACAAACCAUUUCUCUAGGAGCCAAAUAGGUCAAACUCAAAGACCGGUAGGGUUUCAGGCAUUUCUUCAGCAUCCGGAGGAGCAAUCAGGUGGAUUUCGAUAUUCAGCAGGCAGCUCUAGCGGGCAAAAUGGUUCUGAAAAUUGCAAAUGGAUUGGGGACAUGGUUGGGAAGAGGCCCCCUAAUGCUAGUUGUUGGCAGACCUUUGGACCAUGUAACACAAGCCCAGGUGUUCCACGGCAGAACAAAGAAGGAGCUAAUAUUUGGCCUUAUAUUUUACCAAACAACAGCCCCUUCAUAUAUAACGUUCCUCAAAAGCAUGCUGUUACCAGUGCCGAUAGAGAUUUGCUUUCGCGUUGUCCUGGCACUCUACUUAAUGGGAAUCCUAAUGGAGAGCAUGAUAUGAGCUCUUUUAAUCAGAAUGCUGCCAGAGUUGGACAGCAUAAGGAGAAUUGUGGUUCCAAAUCUAUUGGCAGGACGCAUGCAGAAAAUCUAUUUUCUCACAGACAUGACAGGAUGAAACUUCAACAUAAGAAGAUGGGGUCAUUAGAUAUGUAUACUAAUGAAACCAUACCAGCAAUGCACUUACUCAGCCUCAUGGAUGCAGGCUUGCAGUCGAGUAAACCAAUUAGCAUGGAUGUAAACCCAAAGUUCCUUAAGAAACCUCUGAUGGCUCAUGACAGCCAACCUGAUUUUCCUGGGCUGGAGUCUGUUGUGAGAUCCCCAUCAUAUGAUUAUUAUAGUAAAAAUAAAUUCCCAGAGAAUUCUCAUGAACCUUUUCCUACCUUUCCAAUGGUUGGUGCAUCUGCUUCUUUGUUUCAACAUGAUAGAAGUUCCAAGAAGGCCACUAAUUUUCCAGACGAAGGCUCAUGGAAGUCUCAAGAGAAUAAGAAGAGAAAAACCUCUAAUUCGUCUGCACAUAAUAAGGGCUGUGGACCACAAAAUUCUUUGUCCACUGGAGGUGGUUUUGGCACUGGUUCUGGAUCUGUUCCUGCUCGUUGUAAGCAGAAAAUGUUCCUUGGCGCUUCAGAUCAUAUUGUUUUUCCCACCCGAUUUCAUGGAAUGCAAGGUUCAACAAAUAGCAUUUUAGAGGCCCCUAGUGCCACUGGUACUCUUCGACCUUUGAAAAGGAGUUCAGAGACUGAAAUCUGCAGUAUUAACAGAAACCCUGCUGAUUUUAGCCUGCCAGAAGCAGGAAAUCUUUAUACAAUUGGAGGGGAAGACCUAAAAUUCAGAGCUGCAGUAACUCAUCCAAAUAGGACCGGGUUGGAGAAAUUGAAUGGCAGAAAGCGACAGCCAAAGAUUCCUGGCAUGAAACAGGCUGUGCAGCGUCGAGCUUGAUUAGCCUUCCAAUUUCAAUGCUGCGGGUUGUGCCAACUACUGCGAAGGAGAAUAUGUUCAGAAUACAACCCGAACCACGUACUUCAAGUUGUGCCGGUUCCAUUCCCAAAACCAUGCUAGGAAGACAACUUGCUUGUAAGGUCAGGCUUGUAUACAGUUUCAUACGCCUGGACCUUUCACUAGUAACUUUUUUUUUCGUGUGUACCAUCAAAUAUGCAUAAUGUUGUUGUCAUACCAUGCAUAAGAAUAGCCUCAGUAUUGCUGCUCAGUCGAAAUGACUAAUGUCACUUCCAUGAUUUGUCCUAGCCGCCAUCCCCGACAGGUAAGUGGAAAUACAGAACAAGGUAUCAGUCAGCAUAAUACUUGAAUUCAGUUAUUUGGAGAACUUUCCAACGAUGAAUAAUAUUCACAGUUAUUCCUGGAUACCUCAAGUUGUAAUUUAUGUAGCCUUGUGAGCCAAGGGCAGAGAGACAGUGUUACCGAAGUUUGUGUUAGCUGAAAUAAGUAUACUUUGGUAUUACUAUGGCACAAACAUGUGUAAAAUAUUAAUUUUUAGUGUGUGGUUAUAUUUUUGUUAAGUGAAUAAUUAUGUUUGAAAGAAACUUUUCGAAUGAGUA